AUGCCGCCGGCCGGUGUUAGGGCUGCUCGGCGCCGCAGGGCUGCCUGCUGUGGCUGCGCGCCGCUCGGGAGGACGCGCAGCAGCCUUCGUGUAGUUCAGGAGCUGCGCUUUGGGUGUGCGGAGAGCUGUAGCAUUGUCUGUCCCCGGGGUGAUCGUGUGGGAGCCCCGGUGCCGUCGGUGUCACCAUCUCUGGCUGCGAGUGUUGGAGGUGUUUUUAGCAGCUUCAAAGAUGUUGGCACAGGUACCUUUGGGCGUGUUCAUCUGGUGAAGGAAAAGAUGGCCAAACGUUACUUUGCACUGAAAGUAAUGAGCAUUCCUGAUGUCAUUCGACUGAAGCAAGAGCAACACGUACACAAUGAAAAGUCUGUCUUGAAAGAAGUCAAUCACCCCUUUUUGAUCAGAUUAUUUUGGACCAACCAUGAUGAACGUUUUUUAUAUAUGUUAAUGGAAUACGUGCCAGGAGGAGAACUUUUUAGUUACCUGCGCAACAUGGGGCGUUUCAACAACAGCACAGGACUGUUUUACUCUGCAGAAAUUAUUUGUGCAAUAGAAUACCUGCACUCCAAAGAAAUAGUUUACAGAGACUUAAAACCUGAAAAUAUAUUACUAGACAAAGAAGGACAUAUCAAGCUUACUGAUUUUGGAUUUGCUAAAAAACUGGUGGAUAGGACAUGGACGCUCUGUGGCACUCCUGAGUACCUUGCCCCAGAAGUUAUACAAAGCAAAGGCCAUGGAAGAGCUGUGGAUUGGUGGGCCCUAGGAAUUCUUAUAUUUGAGAUGCUGUCAGGGUUUCCUCCAUUUUUUGAUGACAAUCCGUUUGGUAUUUAUCAGAAGAUUCUUGCUGGCAAAAUAGAUUUCCCGAGACACUUGGAUUUGUAUGUAAAAGACCUUAUUAAGAAACUGCUUGUGGUUGACAGGACAAGACGAUUAGGAAAUAUGAAGAAUGGAGCAGAUGAUGUGAAGAGACAUCGAUGGUUCAGGUCUAUAGAUUGGGAUGCUGUACCUCAAAGAAGACUAAAGCCUCCCAUAGUACCAAAAGUAUCCAAUGAUGGGGAUACUUCCAAUUUUGAAGCUUAUCCUGAAGAUGACUGGAACAAGACACCUCCAGUACCCCCUAAAGAUCUAGAAAUUUUCAAGAAUUUCUGAAUGCAGCAUCUACACUGGACGAGAAACUGGAAGAAAAUUGAAGUACUAAGAGCAAGUCUGAAGAAAAACGAUGUUCAACAUAAAUGAAGACUUUUUGUGAAUAAGAAUGAUGCUGCAUUCAGAUAUGCAUAUUAGUAUAUAAUAAAUAUCUAAAGAGUUGGAGGCAGGCAAGAAUAGUUUUUUGUUGUAUUUGCUGUAACAUUUGACAUUAGUUUAGUAAAUUGUAAUAUUGAUAGUCUACUCUGAAGUAGACUCACUAAUAUAGUUUAGGAUUUUUUUUUUAACUUAUGGUUUGGUUAAGUUUCCUGCUAUUCCCAGAUCCUUUUUGCAUAGUUAACUCAUAGACUUAAUUUUAUAAGUUUAUACUAAACUUGUGUAAUUAAAAGCACAAAUUAGUAUAUAUGUAUAUAAUGAACACAGUACAGCUAAAGCACAGGAACUGUGCAAAGAUGUAAAUUUUUGUAC
Mesitornis unicolor (brown roatelo) is the source of this 1611-nucleotide messenger RNA. It is a transcript of the gene PRKX, whose product is annotated as protein kinase, X-linked. Gene Ontology annotation, molecular function: protein serine/threonine kinase activity; ATP binding. Bases 1 to 1146 code for a protein of 381 amino acids. The record is from RefSeq and is a predicted model, not a curated record. Gene Ontology annotation, biological process: protein phosphorylation. The transcript is spliced from 10 exons. NCBI's taxonomy places the organism in Eukaryota, Metazoa, Chordata, Aves, Mesitornithiformes, Mesitornithidae.